CAUAUUGUCACAGUACCUACCUUUGUAAAACGAGAUUACGAGAAAUGCAAAGUAGAAAUCAGAAAUAAUAUACGAAUAACUUUCGUAAAUAAUUACUACAUAAUCUUAAAAAUACCAAAUAGAUUAAUAAGGUUUUAAAAAUGACUACAGGGAAUUCUGGCGCGGUAUUUUUCCUAGGAACACGAGCGCAUUAUCAGGUGCUCCAGCAACCAGAGUCCCAGUACGACGUCGAGAAUGGAAACUCGACCGACUCACUCGUCUACCAGAAGCCAGAGCUAUGGCAGGACGGCGAAGUCGACAACCUCGCUUACUGCGAUACUGAACUUAAUGUAACAGAAGAGAAAGACACCAACGUAGUGAAGCGGCGUACAAAGAGGAGACAGAGCGAGACAGCACUGUGCGAGAGGGACAUAGAGAUGAAACCAGCGCUACUCAACAAUAUCAACGACAAUGACAGUGUGAAGGCGAAGCCGCGCUCGAGCCUGUUGUCGUUGCUAGCGUCGCUCGCGCGGCGCAAGCGCCGCCUCCACUCGCAUAUCCAGUACCUCCAACAUCUGGAGACUGCCCUCACCAGCUGCACGUACCGGGAGUCCUGUAGGUGUUUGGAGUGCCAGAGCCGUUACUUCGAGUGUGACGAAAGCGACUACAGUUCGGAGGAGAGCGAAGAGUACACCUCGCGGUACGCCGCCCAGGAGACCCCGCAGCCAGUUGUGGAGGAAGACGACGAUGAAGUGUUCAUAGACUCGGCCCCCGGCGACACCGCGUCGACGGACUUGCUGCUCGCUCCCGCCUCCCCCCCGCGCAGCAUGUCGCUGUCAUCGGCCUCGGAGCCCGACAUGGAGAUAGAGGUCGCCGCCGGCACGCCAGUGCUUCUCAACUACCUGCUGACACACCCCAUCACAUGCAGCAUACAGUAGACUGCAGAACCGCCGUCUUAAACUAGGCUGGGGCCAGCGGCGUAGCAUGGGUGUCGGCCGCACAAUUUUGCCGCCCUUUUAUUUAGAUAUUUCAAUUUAGAAUAGAAUAGAAAUAGUUUAUUAUGAAAGGACGCCACACACAAAAAAAAAGACAACACAUAUUAAAUUUCCACUAAGACAAUUACAAAAAAGCAAGACGGAUGUUUGUCGAAAUGAUCAUAAGGUGGUGGUGGACGUCCUGAGAUAAAAGGGCCUCACUCAGCACAAGUCGCGGCGUGAACCACGACGCUGAUAAUAUU
Messenger RNA from Pectinophora gossypiella (pink bollworm), 1216 nucleotides. RefSeq lists its product as uncharacterized. The transcript has 7 exons. The record is from RefSeq and is a predicted model, not a curated record. The coding region runs from base 141 to 917 and encodes 258 amino acids. Lineage: Eukaryota; Metazoa; Arthropoda; Insecta; Lepidoptera; Gelechiidae.